AUGUCGAAAGCAAUUGAAGCCCGAAAGCGCCGCGUCAUGGUCCCCGCCAUCGCUGGACUCACUGUCCUCGGCUACGGAGUCUACUACAUGGGAAACAGAUCACAAAACAACCCCAACGCAACCGGAGCCAACGGCGUGAUUGGAGCCGGAGGUGCGAGCAAAGGAAACAUUAGCUCAUCUCUACAAGAGACAUUCGGAACCGGUGGUUCGACAGCUGGCACGACAACCGACUAUGAAACAAAGGACACUCGCGCGAUAACUAGCAUGUCGGGUAUCUAUACUAAGAAGGAGGCUGGUAAAGAGGAGGGUAGGCAAUUCCGUAACCCGUUGGUGCCAAAGGGCGAGAACAAGAAGCAGGAGGAUAUUGUUGGUGUUACUGGGUCACCUGGAAAAUAG
Messenger RNA from Fusarium pseudograminearum CS3096, 396 nucleotides. RefSeq lists its product as uncharacterized. The coding region runs from base 1 to 396 and encodes 131 amino acids. Lineage: Eukaryota; Fungi; Ascomycota; Sordariomycetes; Hypocreales; Nectriaceae. The transcript has a single exon. The record is from RefSeq and is a predicted model, not a curated record.